UGCGAACUUCGAAGGUUUCCUGUUUCCCCGGCAGGCAGGCCGGGCUGAGGCGAGCGGAGGGGCGUGAGUCACACAGGCACGCACUCCCAGCAACAGCAGCCGCCGCUGCUGCUCUUCGUGGGGCCUCCUCGGCUGCCUCCUGAGCCCCUUGGCGUCCUCCUCCUCCUCCGCUUCCCCUGGAGCCCCUAAAGCCCUGGCCGCCGCCGCCUCCUCACCGCGCGGGCGCCCUGGCCUCGGAGCCGCCCAAGGGACGGAUGUACCAUGAGCUGGCUUCCCAAGAACGUUUUGGUGUGGACUCUGUUGCACAGCGCGGCGCCCCCGCUAGGCCGGGCCACAGAUGAAGAUCAUUUAUCCAAACUGUUGAAUGGGAAAAUCAAGUUUCCAACACUUUGCAAAUUUUGUGAUGUGAAAUUAACAAACUGCAAAAAUGAAGGCCAGUGCAAGAGUCACUGCAACCUCACAUCUAUUUGCGAAAAAAAAACUGAAGUAUGUGCAGCUGUUUGGAGAAAAAAUGAUGAAAACAUAACAUUGGAAACAAUAUGUCAUGAUCCAUCGCAAAAGCUCCAUGGGCAUGAAUUGACAGACUACAAUUCAAAGAAAUGUAUAAUGUCAGAGAGGAGGGAAACUGGAGGGUUGCUUUAUAUGUGCUCCUGCGAUGAGGAGGAAUGCAAUGAUGUACUUAUUUUUUCUCCAGAAAACUCACCAACAGAGAGAGUGAUAGAUGUGAUAUCUAAAGUUGCACUAAUAAGCCUCGUUCCAUUGCUUGUGAGUGCCAUUGCUGUGAGCUUUAUCUUCUACUGCUACCGUAUUCAGAGGAGGAGGAAGCUGAACAAGGCAUGGGAGAAAAAUGUGAAAUCCAGGAAACGUAAAGACUGUAGCGAUGUGUGUGCCAUUAUGUUAGAUGAUGACCGCUCUGAUAUUAGUUCGACUUGUGCCAAUAACAUAAACCAUAAUACGGAACUGUUGCCCAUUGAACUGGAUACCCUGGUGGGCAAAGGGCGCUUUGCUGAAGUCUAUAAGGCUAAAUUGAAACAGAACACAUCAGAGCAAUUUGAGACAGUGGCUGUCAAGAUCUUUUCCUAUGAAGAAUAUGCAUCCUGGAAGACCGAGAAGGAUAUAUUCUCCGAUAUAAAUCUGAAACAUGAGAACAUCCUCCAGUUCCUCACAGCAGAAGAGCGCAAGACGGAUCUAGGCAAGCAAUACUGGUUGAUCACUGCUUUCCACUCAAGGGGCAAUUUGCAGGAAUACCUCAUAAAACACGUAAUUAGCUGGGAAGACCUCUGGAAAUUGGGUGGAUCUUUGGCUCGAGGGAUUGCCCAUCUCCACAGUGACCAUACACCCUGUGGCCGCCCCAAAACACCUAUUGUACACAGGGACCUGAAGAGCUCCAAUAUCUUGGUGAAAAAUGACUUAACCUGCUGCCUCUGUGAUUUUGGACUUUCAUUGAGGCUGGAUCCUACUCUUUCUGUAGAUGACCUAGCCAACAGUGGUCAGGUCGGCACUGCAAGAUACAUGGCUCCUGAAGUCCUGGAAUCACGAAUGAAUUUGGAUAAUGUUGAAUCCUUCAAGCAGACAGAUGUGUAUUCCAUGGCCUUAGUUCUAUGGGAACUGACAUCCCGUUGCAAUGGUGUUGGAGAGGUCAAAGACUAUGAGCCCCCAUUUGGUUCUAAAGUGAGAGAACAUCCUUGCGUGGAAAGCAUGAAGGACAACGUUUUGAGGGACAGAGGGCGACCAGAGAUUCCUAACUCAUGGCUCAACCAUCAGGGCAUCCAGAAAGUCUGUGAGACUCUUGUGGAGUGCUGGGACCAUGACCCUGAAGCCCGGCUCACUGCUCAGUGCGUAGCUGAGCGGUUCAAUGAUUUUGAAUACCAGGACACACUUUCAGGAAGAAGCAGCUCUGAAGAGAAGAUCCCUGAGGAGGUCUCUGUGAACAGUGCCAACUAAGAACCAACGAAGCAAAACUUGCAUGGAAGAGAAAGAGAGGGAGAAAAAGGCUGCUCUUGAAGUUUUGUGUGCACAGUCCUGGAACAGGAAGAGGUCUUGGGUGUAUUUUCAGUGGCACUGAAGAUUCCAUUUCUCCUUCAACAUUGAAGCUCCCGUGGAAAGGAAAUGAAUUUAUGAGGA
Messenger RNA from Anolis carolinensis (green anole), 2124 nucleotides. RefSeq names its product transforming growth factor beta receptor 2 (gene tgfbr2). The record is from RefSeq and is a predicted model, not a curated record. The coding region runs from base 262 to 1944 and encodes 560 amino acids. Gene Ontology annotation, cellular component: signaling receptor complex; plasma membrane. Lineage: Eukaryota; Metazoa; Chordata; Lepidosauria; Squamata; Anolidae. Gene Ontology annotation, biological process: heart development; transforming growth factor beta receptor signaling pathway; protein phosphorylation. Gene Ontology annotation, molecular function: SMAD binding; type I transforming growth factor beta receptor binding; transforming growth factor beta receptor activity, type II. The transcript is spliced from 7 exons.